Messenger RNA from Varanus komodoensis (Komodo dragon), 4718 nucleotides. RefSeq names its product axonemal dynein light chain domain containing 1 (gene AXDND1). The coding region runs from base 881 to 4039 and encodes 1052 amino acids. The record is from RefSeq and is a predicted model, not a curated record. The transcript is spliced from 27 exons. NCBI's taxonomy places the organism in Eukaryota, Metazoa, Chordata, Lepidosauria, Squamata, Varanidae.
CGGCCCUGCGUUCCACUUCUUAGCCUUCCCCCGAGUCCCUCCUCCGAGGGAGGCCCGGCUGGUGGCUCCCAGGAACGGGCUCCUCGGUGGUAGUCCCCAAAUUCUGGAACGGUCUCCCCGCCCGCGCGCGCUGGCUUGCCCUCCUCGGCGUCAGGUCACGGCCGCCGCCUCUGCUCGGGCAUUUGAGUCCUCCGACGAGCACGUGGGGCGGCGGCGGCGGCUGUUUUUUGUUUUUUUACGCAGGGCCAGCAGUUUGGUCUGGUUUUAAUUGGCGAGUCUUUAAAAUCUGGUUUUACAAUUUUAAUUUAACGCUAUCGUGUUUUAUUGUUGUUCGAUGUUUAGUACUGGGCUGCAUUUAUAGCGCCCUCUGUUGGAUGCUACAGGAACGGAAUUAUAAUAAUAAUAUGUAGGUGGCGAGUCCAGCAAUCUCUGCAUUGAAGGCUUCCCUCUGGACAGUAUGUCAUACUGGUCCCUGUAGAUUAUAUCUUUUCUCUGGGAUUAAGUCUCUAGUCUUCGCAGAGAAGUAGUUGGGGAACUCAGUUCUCAUUGGUGCUAGAGGAUAAGGGUUGUUUUCCUCGUGGGGAAGGGGGAAUCUACAGGAAAAGGUAGACAUGUAAUGCAGUUGAGAUUCUUGGCCUUCUUUCUUUCUUUUUUUUUUCUUAAAAAGGGCACUUGCGUGCAUAGAGACUUUCAGCAGACCUUUCAUUCCUUCAGUAAAGGUUAUUAGAGCAAAAGAGAAACUACGUAGAGCUCCUUUUCUCCAUCACAGGGAUAGACAAGCUUGCACUGCAGACAUUGAUGUGGGUAAACAGGUAGGUUGCUGCUGCUGCUGCUGAAAAUCUGAGUCAAUGAGCAAACCACCCAAGAUCAAUUAUUCAGCAUGUCUGCAAACAAGGAACAAAUUCCAGUGUUGCCAUCUACUUCAAAACAAGAGAUCAGAAAACCAAAAGAUACAUCUAUAGUACCUGCUGGCAAGGGUAAUAAAGAACUUCCUGAGUUGAGAGGCAGGCCAGGUGUGGUAAACCAUUCAAACCCUCUUUCCACAUCCUUACAACGUGAUUUCAUCCCAGAAGAAAUCUUCGUUGCUCUGACCUCUGCUGCCAAACCUGUCCCAUGCCCUGCUUUUUUAAGACCUCCCAGGAAGAAAAGUACAAAAGACUUCCAGGGUUGCAUCCGUACUGCUGAUGGAGUCUGGCAACAUCCUGUCCGCAGAAACAAGUUCCGAUACUUGAUUGAGCACCCCAUCUGCCUGACAGGAGCUGGAAGGGAUGUAUCUUUUCUUUAUGAUGUCGCUGCUGUAAAAGAGGCAAAGAACCCUCCCCCAACGCCUGUACCUCAUAAGACCUCAAAAGACUCGGAGCAGGACCCUGAUGCAGCUAAACUACCGGCAAGUGUAGCAGACAGUCUUGUUCCCGAGGAAUUUCACAUUGUGAAAAAUCGAGCUGUCCUGGGCUUGGAAUAUUAUGAUGAUAAAUAUACAACCUUACUUGAAGAUGAGCAGAACAGACUGCGAGUUUUCCCAUCCAUGAAGCCAUCUGGGAGGCUUGAGGUCCUUCAGCUGAUGAAGGUGAUGGACAGCAUGCUAGAAAGGGCAGGAGUAGAUAAUGAGGAAGUUGGAGUAUCAGGGCUGUCCCAGAUGCACAAUGUACUAGAGGUGUUGAAGGUGGAACAGAACAUCUACAAUAUAGUGUUUCAUGAGAUCAUCCGGCAAGUCAGCGUGGAUUGUGCAGAACGAGGAGAACUGCUUUCCAAGCUCAGACAAAGAUACGUGGAGUUGCUGGAACGGAUUCCCAGACAGAUGAGGACUCUCUACAAAGAAAUGAUGGCCCAGAGAGUAAUGGACAAGCACAUCACUGAUGAGUUAUUCUAUUUCAAGGAAGCCAUAGGACAGCUGACAAGGGAGCUGAAUACUAUCCGAGAACAUGACCGCAGAGCAACUGUCGAAGCAGAAAAAGCUUAUGAGGAGCUGGAAAAGGCAGUGCGUGAUUCGGAGAUGAACGCAAACCUCUUGGAUGAAUAUCGUGAGCUGUACGAACUGCAGCGAGCGAGGCUUGAGGGUCAGAUUCAUCAGCUAACGCAAGAAAAAGAGCUGUGGAGCAAUACUGCGUACGAUUUGGCCUACAAGGUGAUUGGAAAGAACAAGCUGAUCUUGGCUCGCAGAAUGUAUGACAGCGAAAAGGGCUGGAUUAAAGUCAUUAGGCACUUCAUAAUGCUAGUGGCAUCACAGGACGCCCUUGAUCUUUCCACUCUGCAGCAGCUGACGCAGGAGUUCCGGGAGCUCUUGAGCCAGAUUGGCACGGAGGUGGGGCAAGCUGAGGCAAUGAGUCGGGAGAGGGCCGGACGUAUUCAGGACGGUUUGACUGGCUGGCUCAAUUACUUCUACAAUCAUGUUCUUGGAAAGGGAAAAUACACUCCUGCAAAGGGAAUAGAUUUGUUGGAUCAAAUCCUUGCAGAUCUCAAGGUGUGGGAAAAGAUUUUGAAUGAGGAGUUGGCCCAGUAUGGCGGAGACGUGCUCCUCGUGAGGCAGGAGCCCCUCCAGACCGCUGCCAAGCUCCAGAAACAGUGGGUGGAGCUGGGGCUCGGUGUGCUGGCCCGUCAUAAAGAUCUCCAUGGCAAGAUGCCUUCUCAGCUGAAAAUGUUGGAGGAAGUCAACAAAAACUCCAACCGACUCUGCGAACAGUACCGGAUAAGGAUCCACGGAGAGAAUGGCUCUGCCAGGAUUUUAAUAAGCCUGAUCAACAGUUUGGAGGACUGGUCUUUCAAGUUGCUCACCAGCAAACAGAAGUCUGCUAUGCUCGAAGCUGAAUGGAUAAAAUUUUUUCAAGCUGUUUCUGAUUGGCUGGCCCAAAUAGAUGAUCUGCUUAAGUUUAUUGGCACUGUCGAGACUCCAGAGGAACGAAAGCAUAAAACGUUUACCACCAAUCCGGUGGUACCAGAGAAUCUGUUCAAGAAGAUUCAGCAGUGGAUUCUGACAACCACGAAUUGUUCAGAGAAAGAGCACGUGCAGCUUACUGUGGAAUCAACUGACCUCCACAAUACGCUGAACAAGUGGAUGGCAAACCUGUUGAUCCACCUGGUGCCUGACUACACCUCUUCUGAAACACUUCCAUUGACUGAUGCCGAAACUGCCAGGCAGGCAGAGCAGAAGAUCUUCAACAUGUUCAAUCUGGAAGGCGAAGGGAUGGGUUUGGCUGCAAAGCUGAGCAAAUUCUCUUGUUACAUGGUCAGCUGUUGCAAGGAGAUGGUCGCAUCCAUAACACGUAAGCAGAUGGCUGCCCUUGAACCAGAUGCAGAUUAUGAACUGCAGGAGCUGGAGAAGGUCAAGACUGAGUGCUUGGAUUGGAUUGAAACCUGCACCCUUCUCAUAUCUGCAAUGAAGUCCUCUCCCACUACAUUAAUUAGCAAAGAUGAGCUGGUCAACCUGUUUGGGUCAGAGGCGCUCCAGCCACAGCGGAAGCUCCCCCCUCGGCCGGGGCAUGACAUGAAGACAUCCUCCCUUGCUCAGUCCUCAGGGGUCCUGGAGGAAGAGGAAGCAGCAGCGAAAAAGGAGGCAACUGUGGAAAUGGAGAAGGAGGUCCCUGCACUUGGAACCGUCACUGAGGAAAAGACUGGAGGCCCUGAGAUUGCUUACCCAGUAAGAUACAUUGGUGACGACUGGAACGUGCACGUCAAAUCUAUGAGUGCGGAGGAAGUCACCGUCUCAGGGCGGGAGUUGUAUGCCGGGAAGUGGACCACUGCAUACUCCAAAAAGGAAUUCGAGAUGCUGGCUUCACUGGAAAUCCUGGAGGAGCGGCUGCUAGAGGCUGAAAAGCGUGCACAACAAGCAGAAGAAAAAUCAGAGAUCCUUCAUGAGGAGUUGGAACAAGCUCUGUCAAAAAUAAAUGACCUGGAGGGUGAAGCACCAGCACUGAAGACUGCUGCAAAAACACCUGAAUCUGAACCAGAAGCUUCUGAGAAAAAGCCAGGUGCAACUUCCCCACCUACUUCUACUAAAACAUCCACACCCCGUACGAAGAAAUCCGGCAAACUCAAACGUUGAGGGGAGAGAGUCCAAGGAAGCCUUUGGCCUCUGCCUGUGGUUGACAUGGGACGCAGUGUGAAGGCUGCAGGACUGCAGGAGCUGCUGCAGGAGCUGCUGCUUGAGGUUUUCCCAGUUUUGUUAGAAUUCUAGUACAGUACAUGGACAGGAGUUGACCAAAUGUGGUGGAAUUCUUUUCCAAGUGUUAUUGUUUAUUCAGACAGUAUCCAUGGGUCAUGCUGGGGUGGCCCUAAUGUUGCAGCCUCUUAGGCCAUCCCUAAAGCCUGCCAUGAAGCGAAAGCCUUCUGAAAUUUAGGGACAUGCCAGGAAAGAGCAGCCCAUUCAGACCUCUCAUGCUGGAUCUGACAAGAGAGAUCUCUUGCUGCUUCUGGGCUGCAAGGUGAGAACCUGGUUCCUUCCCUCUGCCAAAUCCUCAUGGACGUGAAGCUUCAGGGGAGGGGAAAGUGAGUUCCUCAUCUCCCCUCAAGUGCUCUGUUUGGGGUUCCUUCUUCUGUGCACACAGCGCUAGUGCCUCGUCAAACCCUGAUUUUUUAGGAACGGAAGUAACUGGUUUUGGCUUGCCAAAAUUCCUGAUAACUGAUUCAGAUUUUAGAUUAAUUUGGAGUCUAUACUUUUUCUGUCCAGCAUUGCAUCUGUUUCACAAAGUUGUCCAAAGAAAUUCAUCUUAGAGAACAGCAAA